GCAAAGAAAAAAAAGUCAGUGUAAACUGGAGUGGGAGGGUAGACAUCCAAUACUAUUAUCACACACAGUGCCUGGGUUGUCACAGACUAUAUUACAUAGGGACACAUUAGAGUGAUAACAAAAAGUCACAGAGGACAUCAAGCUGUGUCACUGAGCUCAGAGAGGACAGUUCUUUGCCUUGUGGCUGGAAGCUAUCUAACCCUGCACUCCUGUAGAAUAGGACAAAGUCCUGUACCUGCCACCUGAUUCAUUCACCAUCAUCACUCUGGGCUGUGACAGCCGGUGGACAACAUCAAAAGGACACUCUAUGACCCCUCUGCAUUCCUUUCCCCACUCAUUAAGCCGUUUUGGAAAUUAGCCAUACAACUAAAGGUACCGUCAACACAAACGACCAGCUAUGAGGUCCUAUAUGUCUGUCAUCCUGUUGUGGGUCACUCUUGGAUUAUCAAUGUCUGCCAAAAUUCUUGUUGUCCCGCCAAUUAUGUUUGAAAGCCAUCUGUAUAUAUUUAAAACUAUAGCCAUUGCUCUAAAAGAUAAGGGCCAUCAAACUGAUUUUCUUGCUUCUGAGGGAAGAGUCUUUCCAAAAUCAAGUCAAUACCAAAUUCAGCGAUACCCAGGGAUUUUUAACAGCACCACAUCAGAUGAUUUUUUACAGUCCAAAAUGAAGAAUAUUUUCUCUGGGAGGUUUACAGCAUUAGAACUGUUUGAUAUUCUUGACCACUAUUCCAAGAACUGUGAUAUGAUGGUGGGUAACACGUUACUGAUGGAACACCUGAAGAAGGAAAAGUAUGACUUGGUACUUGUAGAUCCCAAUGAGAUGUGUGGAUUUGUUAUAGCCAAUAUUCUGGAGGUGAAGUAUGCAGUUUUUUCUACUGGACUAUGGUACCCAGCUGAAGUUGGUGCCCCAGCACCUUUAUCUUAUGUUCCAGAGUUCAACUCUCUUCUUACAGACCGUAUGGACCUACUAGAUAGAAUUAGGAAUUCGGUUGUUUACCUUGUCUCUCGGUUUGGAGUAAAUUUCCUAGUCUUACCAAAAUAUGAAAAGAUAAUGAGAAAAUAUAAUGUUUUGCCUUCAAAAUCCAUGUAUGAAUUGGUCCAGGGAAGCUGUCUGUGGAUGCUUUGUACUGAUAUUGCUCUGGAAUUUCCAAGACCUACACUUCCAAAUGUCGUAUAUGUGGGAGGAAUUCUCACCAAGCCUGCCAGCUCAUUACCGCAGGAUCUUCAGACCUGGGUGGAUGGUGUAGAUGACAAUGGAUUUGUUCUAGUCUCUUUUGGAGCAGGGGUAAAAUAUUUGUCUGAAGAUAUUGCCCAAAAACUUGCAGGUGCACUAGCUAAAUUACAACAAAAAGUUAUUUGGAGGUUUUCUGGACCCAAGCCUAAGAAUCUAGGUAACAACACAAAGCUUGUAGAAUGGCUACCUCAAAAUGAUUUACUCGGUCAUCCAAAAAUCAAGACAUUUCUCAGUCAUGGAGGACUAAAUGGUAUUUUUGAAGCUAUAUACCAUGGAGUGACUGUAGUAGGAAUACCAUUGUUCGGGGACCAUUAUGAUACUAUGACCAGAGUACAAGCUAAAGGCAUGGGCAUCCUCCUGGAGUGGAAAAGAAUGACAGAGGAUAACCUGUAUAAAGCUCUUUCAGAUGUUAUUUAUAGCCGCAGUUAUCGAGAACAAGCCACAAAGCUAUCUAACAUUCACAAAGAUCAGCCUGGCCAUCCUGUCAGUAGAGCUACUUACUGGAUUGACUACAUUCUUCGACACAAUGGAGCAAAACAUCUCCGAGCUGCUACCUAUGACAUCUCUACUUAUCAGUACUUCUUGGUUGAUAUUGUGUUAGUUGCAGUUGUCAUUGCUGUUUUAGCCUGGUAUGCCUUUUCAAAAAUUGUAAAGUACAUGCGGAGGAGCAGAAGUGCAGAACACAGUGCUGCUAAUGGAGUCUACCAUAAUGGUUUAGCAAAUGGCAAGCACAAGAAAAAUGGGCACAUCAAGCAUAAGGAAAAAGUGAAGUGAACAAUGGGAUCCCAAUUUAUACAAUUUAAAGGAGCCACUGCACCAAGUCUAACUUUCUUUUCAUAAUACUGGAUUCUCCGCUGCAUCAUGGAAUAUAUCUGCGUUAAAGGCCUAAGCAGUAAGGAACUUAAGGCCAUUUAUUUCAACCCUUAUUUAUUAUAAUCCUUGUUCUUUAUUUACCCAGUUUAAACCUUUCUCUGCACUGAAAGACUUGAAGCGUAUCGCUAUUAACACUUCUAAAGUGCCUCUAAAAGUACCAUCAACAUUUCUUAACACAUUUCAGUCUUAUUUAUGGAAGAUCUCAGUAUAGCAUUUUUUUUGCAUCAAA
Molecule: messenger RNA, 2333 nt
Organism: Nanorana parkeri
Lineage: Eukaryota; Metazoa; Chordata; Amphibia; Anura; Dicroglossidae
Gene: UGT8
Product: UDP glycosyltransferase 8
Exons: 6
Coding region: 398-2005 (535 amino acids)
Molecular function (GO): UDP-glycosyltransferase activity
Source: RefSeq, a predicted model, not a curated record